Messenger RNA from Oryzias latipes (Japanese medaka), 2118 nucleotides. RefSeq names its product OXA1L mitochondrial inner membrane protein (gene oxa1l). The record is from RefSeq and is a predicted model, not a curated record. Gene Ontology annotation, biological process: protein insertion into mitochondrial inner membrane from matrix. Gene Ontology annotation, molecular function: membrane insertase activity. Gene Ontology annotation, cellular component: mitochondrial inner membrane. NCBI's taxonomy places the organism in Eukaryota, Metazoa, Chordata, Actinopteri, Beloniformes, Adrianichthyidae.
AUGUUUUUUUUUUCCCCCUGUCCUCCUUGACAGCAUGGCUGCCAUCAGGAGUGCGGUGACUCCCGGCGUUUUAGGACGAUGUUUACUUAGACAGACGGGGAAACCGAGCCGGGGCAGCUAUCCACUUACUGGCGUCCAGGAUCACCGGUUGCUCCUCAGGUCCUGUUUGCACUCAGUGGUGGGACGCAGCAGUCCUGCAGCAGCCAGGUCCCAGCUGAGCCGAAGACACCAGGGGAAGCUCCUCUGGGACACAGUCAGACACAGCAGCUCACAGAUUCCACUUGAUGACGGGUUUAAGGCGGCGCCAAGCAUCGAAGCUUCCAGCGGUCCUGCUGCGUCUCCGUCGGCUGGGCCGGUCGUCCCACAGACAGUACCUGAACAGAUUGAGGCGGCAGCAUCAACCAGCAGCAGCUCUGCUACCUCGUUGAUCCCAGAAGCUCCUCCUACUCCUGCUGACCUUGUGACGUCGCUGCCGGUACCAGGCGACGCGGCCCCCACUGCAGUGGACCUCCUGCAGGCCCUGUCUGCAGAACCUCGGCUGGCAGAGCUGGGCUUGGCCGGUAACACUCCGGUGGGUCUCAUCCAGAACUUGUUAGAGUUCUUUCACAUGGAUCUGGGUCUGCCCUGGUGGGGGGCUAUUGUUGUAGGAACCGUCCUGGCCCGGUUGGCCGUGUUUCCCGUCAUAGUGAAGGGUCAGAGAGAAGCAGCGAAGUUGAACAACGUGCUUCCAGAAAUCACCAAACUCACCAACAGAAUGAACGAGGCCAAGCAGAGCGGAAACAAGUUUGAAUUUGCCAAAGCGUACUCAGACCUGAACCUGUUCCAGAAGAAGAAUGACGUGAAUCCUCUACGCGGCUUCCUGGUCCCUCUGGUCCAGGCCCCCGUCUUCAUCUCGUUCUUCAUCGCUCUGAGGAAGAUGGCGUAUCUGCCGGUUCCCAGCCUGCAGACUGGAGGAAUGCUGUGGUUUACUGACCUGACGGCAGCCGAUCCCUUCUAUAUUCUGCCUAUUGCUGUGACCGGCACCAUGUUCUUCAUCCUUGAACUUGGUGCAGAGUCUGGCAUCGAUAACCCCAACCUGCGAGCCAUGAAGACUGUUUUCAGGAUCAUGCCUUUGGUCAUCCUCCCACUCACCAUCAACUUCCCUACAGCUGUGUUCACCUACUGGCUGAGCUCCAACCUCUUCUCACUCGGUCAAGUGGCUUUGCUCAGACAUCCCGCCGUCAGGAAGAAGUUCAAGAUCCCAGAAAAGAUCCAGCACCCGGCCUCCGCCCUGCCCCAGAAUAACGGGCUGAUCGAAAGCAUGAAGAAGGGUUGGAAGAACGCUCAACUCGCCCAGCAGCUGGAAGAAAGAGAAAGAAGAAUAAAGAACCAUCUGGACCUCGCUGCUAAAGGUCCAUUAAGGCAGACAUUCUCCCACAAUCCCCUGCAGCAGACUCCUCCCAUCGCUGCAGCCUCUGCCAAAGCCAAACCAGCCGACGUCAAAGCGAGGCCGUGGAAGGACACCAUUGGAUGAUUUCCUUCUGCUCUGAGCUUCAUUGUGGUUGUGUACAUAGAUAAAGUUGGAUCAGUUUGAGGAUGGUUGUGAAUAUUGUAAUAUUCUAACUAAAAUACGAACUAUGCCUCAAAACAGUUUCCGUUGUUUUCGUGCCGAUCUCACAUUUUUGAGAAGUGAGUUCAUGAUUCAAUUCGGAUAAAACAACAGAUCAUAAAUGGCUCAUCUUGAUCAGGAAACGUUACAAUUUUAUGCUCAAAAUGAGCCGAAUCAAAGUAUUGUUAAAUAACCAGCCUGCAGCAUCUUCUCUUUUCAAAACUUCUUAAAGAUGUCUAAAUGUCAAAGCCCUUCAGUUUUGCUUUUGAUCUAUUGGUGUCAUAAAUAUUUUAUGUAGGGCUUCAAAUGGUUUAUAGUAGCCUUCUCUACAUGUAAAAUACUCAGACUGCAGGCAGAAAAACAUAAUUCUGAUUUUUCUGGAUUCUGGAUGAAGCCAUCUGUUGUAUUUGUUAGUUUCCCUCUGUCAAUAAAGGCACAUCACAUAGGGCUCACUCAAAUGACUUCAAAGUGAUUGAAAACUAAUACUCAAAAAUGUAAUGUCACUCAACCAAUAAAAAUCCGAUUUAGUU